UGCUGGCUACGUUCUAAGCAGGGAAACUCUGAGGAUCUAUGGCAACGUAACUUAUCACAAUAACUCACUUUGCCCGAUGGGUCACCACGGAGGAGAAGACGUGACGUUAGGAAAGUGUCUUACUAAGUCAGGAAUACUUUUAGGAGAUACCAGGGAUGAAUUGGGCAAGCACAGGUUUCACCAGAAACCCCCAGUGGAUUACAUAAAAGGGAUAUGGGAGAAAUGGUACCCAAAUACGAUGAUUUACACUUAUGGUAAGGGAAUCGACAGCCUAUCAGAAACGGCAGUAUCUUUCCACAACCUGAAAGAUGAGUCUGAUCUCUACACCCUCGAGUUUUUCAUCUACAGACUACAGCUCUUUGGCGUCAGUGGCAGAUUCAAGGGACCUCAGAUAGCGCCUCUCCCACCUGAUAUCAGUGGUAUUCCCGUGCAGGUCCUGAAGCGGUUCCAGAGAGCGGAGGUGAACGAGAGUCGAAGUAAGAGAGAGGAAAGAAGCUCAUGAAAUGAAUUCGUGAAAACACUUUCUGAUUCCAUCUUUAUCAGUAAAGUGCUGUGUCUGUUCUCCUGUUAAGUGUUUGAUAUUAAUGAUGAUAAAAGCAACGACCCCGAUGAUGACGAAAGUAUAUAUUUCUAUGAUAAAUCAUGAUACAAGAAUGUUUAAAGUAUCUUUAUUAUUGUCUUUAACUUCAGUAUCCAUUAUUUGUAUUGUAAGCUAUUGCAGUCGUAGCACUGGCUUUAGUAGCAGUGUUAAAUGAUCUGAGAUGGACAUAUUGGAAAAGUGAGACGAAGUAAAACAAGAGACUCAUUACCUUCAUUAUUCCUAUUUGCAUCCUGAGAGGCAAAGUACGUUGUUCUCUUGUCACGAAGCUUGAACUUUACGUAAUAAACUGCCCAAAGUCAGGCUAGAGUCCUUUCAGGUCAUGCUUACCAUUUAAUUUGAUUUUAUGUAAUUAAGAGACCCAGAAUGUUCAGAUGACCUCACAGUUGCACUAGGAAUUAAGAGACCCAGAACGUUCAGAUGACCUCACAGUUGCACUAGGAAUUAAGAGACCCAGAAUGUUCAGAUGACCUCACAGUUGCACUAGGAAUUAAGAGACUCAGAAUGUUCAGAUGACCUCACAGUUUCACUGGGAAUUAAGAGACCAAGAAUGUUCAGAUGACCUCACAGUUGCACUAGGAAUUAAGAGACUCAGAAUGUUCAGAUGACCUCACAGUUUCACUGGGAAUUAAGAGACCAAGAAUGUUCAGAUGACCUCACAGUUGCACUAGGAAUUAAGA
Molecule: messenger RNA, 1278 nt
Organism: Macrobrachium nipponense
Lineage: Eukaryota; Metazoa; Arthropoda; Malacostraca; Decapoda; Palaemonidae
Product: glycoprotein-N-acetylgalactosamine 3-beta-galactosyltransferase 1-B-like
Exons: 4
Coding region: 77-502 (141 amino acids)
Molecular function (GO): N-acetylgalactosaminide beta-1,3-galactosyltransferase activity
Source: RefSeq, a predicted model, not a curated record